Messenger RNA from Anoplopoma fimbria (sablefish), 3889 nucleotides. RefSeq names its product thyroid hormone receptor interactor 6 (gene trip6). Gene Ontology annotation, cellular component: focal adhesion; stress fiber. The record is from RefSeq and is a predicted model, not a curated record. Gene Ontology annotation, biological process: cell-cell adhesion. NCBI's taxonomy places the organism in Eukaryota, Metazoa, Chordata, Actinopteri, Perciformes, Anoplopomatidae.
UGAAUCUGAACAGAAAGUCGUCUCGGUGGUGACUUUAUUUGGCGGUGACAGACGCAUGAAGGGCUGCAGGUUGCGUUUGUCAGGCUGGUUUUCUUUCUUUGUCGGUUAUUUCAUUGUUUGCUCAUCGGCUUGUGGAAGUUCGCCUGCAGGGAGCAAGGCACGAAUGCAAAACAGGACAGCAAACAAAUGAGACUGAAGGGGAGAGGAGAGACACUGUGAAGGAGCUGUUAAAGAACCCUGCCAUGUCCGGUCCCACCUGGCUCCCACCGAGGACUCUGGAUAGCCCCGAGCGAGGCCCCCAGAUGUCUCACUCUGCUGGGUCAGCAAUCUACCGAGCCCCCAAUAAGAAGGGGACGUCCGACUUCUGGCCUAAAUAUGGCCACUACGACCAGAACGGAGGAGGAGGAGGUGGAGGAGGAGGAGGAGGAGGUGGUGGUGGUGGUGGUGGUGGUGGGAUGGCCAACAGGUACAUGGCAACUGGACCCACAGGUGGGCCCGUUCAUCAUUCGUCUGGCGAUCACUAUUACCCCCCUCCCCAUGGUCCCAAAGAAGACCGCAACUGGAGCCCUCACAUGGACAGUUACGAGCUGAUGCACCGUGGUGGUCCUGAAAAGCCAGCCAACUAUCACUCCAAAAUCGACGCUGAUAUCGACUCCCUCACCAGUAUGCUCGCAGAUCUGGACAGCAACCCGCAGGACGCCAGCACACAACUGUACGACAAUGUGCCUUACAACAAGUACCUCUCAGGGGAUCACUACAAGCCUGCUCACCAGAGUGCAGGACCUCCUCAGGGUCGGCCAUCCAUGGGCUACCCCCCUCACCCCCAGAGCCAAUACCACCAGGCCCCCCGCUACGCCGGCGAGCACCAGUCCCCUCAGUACUCCACCUCCCACCAGCAGGACUACUACUCCCCCUCUUCGACCCCUAAGCCGUACCCUCAGCCCGUCCCGGCCUCCUACACCACUGCCUCCACCCCCACGGGGCCGAGGUUCAGCGUCCAGGUCAAGACGGCUCAGCCAGUCACCUACUCUCAGACGGGGAGGCAGGCCGAACAGGCCUACACGCCACCCCCUCCUCGCCAGCACGUGUCGCGGCCCCCACCACAGACAAGUCCGCAGGGCUGGUACCCUCCACAUCCCGGAUCACAAGCUCAGGAGAUGCACUCUGAGGUGGUGUACAAGGGGAGCAGCUCAGGACCCGGAGGACGAGUGAACCAGGUCCCCCAGUCCAAGAGAGGGAUGGAGAAUCAUCAAACAGGGUCGGGGGCUGCACUGAGUCCUGCUUAUCAGUCCAGCAAGCAGGGUAUGGCAACACCCCGGCCUGAGGAAGAACUGGAUCGACUUACCAAGAAGUUGGUAUAUGAUAUGAACCACCCCCCUGUGGAGGACUAUUUUGGCCGCUGUGCGCGGUGCGGUGACAACGUGGUCGGUGACGGCAGCGGCUGCAUCGCCAUGGAGCAGGUGUUCCACGUCGAGUGCUUCACAUGCAUCACCUGCCACGCCCGUCUCCGGGGGCAACCCUUCUACGCCCUCGACAAGAAGAGUUACUGUGAGAGCUGUUACAUUAGUACGUUAGAGCGCUGUUCAAAGUGCUCCAAGCCCAUCCUGGACCGUAUCCUGCGGGCCAUGGGGAAGGCCUACCACCCUCGCUGUUUCACGUGUGUGGUUUGUAACUGCUGCUUGGACGGGGUGCCCUUCACCGUAGAUGCCACCUCUCAGAUACACUGCAUCGAUGACUUUCAUAGGAAGUACGCUCCUCGUUGUUCGGUUUGCGGUGAGCCCAUCAUGCCUGAACAGGGCCAGGAGGAGACCGUGAGGAUUGUAGCUCUGGACCGCAGCUUCCAUGUUAACUGUUACAUCUGUGAGGAAUGUGGUCUCCUGCUGUCCUCUGAAGGGGAGGGUCGAGGCUGUUACCCGCUGGACGGCCACAUCUUGUGUAAGAGCUGCAGCGCGUGCCGCAUCCAGGACCUCUCGGCCAAAAUCUCCACUGACUGCUAACAAUCCGCUCAGCAUUCUCGUGAAUCCACAUAAUACGCAUUAUUGAUGGUUGCAGACAGGACAUGCCCCUGUGAGGUGCUUUUUUUUUUCUCUCUCCGUUGCUCUAUGACAUAAACUUUGCUACAGUUCCCUCUGUUGGUAUCCGGCUGUAAUUUUGUUUGCAGAGGAACAUUUUCCUGAAAUGGAGCAAACACCUUUCAUUCUGAUGUCCUACUAUGUUUUCUUUCUUUUAUCAUUUUGGUACACAGCUGCCCCAUUUUUCAGCUUUAGUUCAACAUUAGUAUGACAGUGGCCUGACCUGCAGGCAGCUUGGGCUCCACUUACCAUUUCCUCGGUACUGCUAAACUAUUAGCUUGCACAUUAUUAAAAUAAAACUGGCAAAGACGAUGAAAGUAUGGAAGGAUAUCACAGAUUAAGACCUUUUUUAAAAAAAAAGAGGGUUUGUUUUGCAGCUUAAAUAAUAAUUAGGCUUGCCUAAACUAUCUUAACGAUGAGACCUGUACAUUUGUAAAACACUAAACGUCAAAGAUUCAGAACUGCCUCAAAACAAACAUAUUAAAAAGCACAUAAUGCAACAACUGUGACUGUACAUAACUGGCCGGUUUGGUUUGACAAUGAAACUGCCUUUAGUGCAGUGAAUCUUUGCAGAGAAGUAGCCUCAUAGCAGGAGAAAUGUAGACGAAAAGGAAUGUGUAGUUAACCUUACAAACAAGCCGCUUUUUUUUUUUUUCUCCCUUUUAGCUUUUAUUAAAUGCUAGUACAAUAUUUGCUAGAACAAAUCUCUCAUUCAUCAUUACAACAUCAUGUUUAGUUGUUUAAUCAGAGCUCAUAACAGGAUUGUUGCCAUUUUUUUUCAUCCAGAAUAACAUUUUUGAAUGUCUACGAAACACAGUCUUUUGUUUAACACUUUGUUGUUGGUUGAUACUUGACUGUUACAUUGAAGACGAUGGUGCAAUGAAGUCAAAUGCUUUCUUCUGUCUUAGGAAAACGGGGUGUUGGGUCACUUUUGUGGCUUGAAAGCAUCCUAUUGUUUUUGAAGUUUGAGCCUCAUGUGAAACGUUUGUACACGUGUCAUUUGGAGGAAUUAUGAAACUAAAGUUAUACUCAAUUGAAACUAUUUUGGGUAAAUGGAUUUACUUAAAUACUUUUACAUACCGGUUAUUCUUUAUAUUUGACAAAAUGUGAUGUAAUUUUUACCCAAAAAACACUGAUGGUGAUUUUGAAAUACAGCUCUUCACUUGUGGAUUUGAUGUUUUUGUUCAUUCUUGCACUCAUGUGGGCGAGUUGCUAUUCUCUGAGACUUUGGAGCUUCAGUAUUUGUUAUGAUUUGUGUUUAACCUGUUGUCUUUCCGUCCUGAUUAUGUAUUUGUUCAACUUAAAGGGCUAGAACUUUGAAAGCCUUUUCUCAAGGAUGUCAUUCAGUUUCAUAAUCAUUUUUGUCUGUGAUCUCUGCUUUUUCAUUUGUUGAUCAUGCUAAAACGCUUCCGCUUCAUUUUUCGUCUCUUGUUAAUUUAUUUACUGCAUUAAUCUGCUUUUUGUCAUCAAGGCUAUCAUUUUAUUCAUGCUCAGAAGUGUCAUUUUUUUUAAAAUCCCAACCCAUGCCAACUCUUGUGUUAUUCUCCUCAAAUCACAUCAUUUUGAUUUAGUUACACUCAAUCAUUUAUCAUCCUUACUGUGUGUUCAGUUUGAAAUGCUGUGACUUGGAGCUUGUAGAUCAAAGCCUGAGGCAGUGCAGCAGACCUCUGUCCACCGGUGACUUCAUACGGAGAAGAAAGGCCAUUUUUUACAGACUAAACAGGUUGAUGAAGUAGGAAUGGCAGUUACAUAAACGGGAGAGCACGUUGAACACACGGGUGGAUUUUUCUCCUAAUAUACAGGUUGUAGUAACAUAA